Eimeria necatrix is the source of this 3342-nucleotide messenger RNA. RefSeq lists its product as hypothetical. The record is from RefSeq and is a predicted model, not a curated record. Bases 1 to 3342 code for a protein of 1113 amino acids. Lineage: Eukaryota; Apicomplexa; Conoidasida; Eucoccidiorida; Eimeriidae. The transcript is spliced from 7 exons.
AUGAGCGACGAACUCAAACUCAGCGACUACCGAGUGGCCCCCGGCUGCACCAUCCACAUGCGCUGUGAAGUCUACGAAGGUGGCUGCAGCGUCAGUGCAGCAGCAGCAGCAGCAGCAGCAGCAGCAGCAGCAGCAACGGGAAGGCUACGGCGGCGGCUCUCUCGGGGGCCAGGCUUGACUCGCCAACUCCCAGCGCCAGUCCUUAAGUCUAUCCAAGAAGGUCUUUUUGGCGCAGCGAAACGCAUUUCUUGCUGCCGCAGCAGCAGCAGCAGCAGCAGGAGUCCUCGAGCUGCUGCAGCAACAGCAGCAGCAGCAGCAGCAGCAGCAGGUGGGGGCGGGUUGGAAGGGGCGUUGGGGAGAUGCGCUUCCAAUGGCAGCAUCAGUGCAGCAGCAGCAGCAGCAGCAGCAGCAGGGAAAAUAGCGGAAGCAGCAGCAGCAGCAGCAGCAGCAGAAGCAGCAGCAGCGGAAGCAGCGAAAGCAGCAGCAGCGGAAGCGGUGGAAGCAGCAGCAGAAGCUGCAGCAGCGGAAGCAGCAGCAGCUGCUGCAGCAGCGGAAGCAGCAGCAGCUGCUGCAGCAGCGAAAGCAGCAGCAGCAGCGGAAGCAGAAGCAGCAGCAGCAGCUGCAGCAACGAAAGCAACAACAGCAAUUGCGGCAGCGAAAGCAGCAGCUGCUGCUGCAGCACCGAAAGCAGCAGCUGCUGCUGCAGCACCGAAAGUAGCAGCAGCUGCUGCAGCAGCGAAAGCAGCAGCAGCUGCUGCGGCAGCGAAAGCAGCAGCAGCUGCUGCUGCAGCGAAAGCAGCAGCAGCUGCUGCAGCAGCGAACGCAGUAGCAGCUGUUGCAGCAGCGAACGUAGCAGCAGCUGCUGCAGCAGCGAAAACAGCAGCAGCUGCUGCUUCUUUUGCUCCGGCUGCGAGGACAAGUGUGCUGCUGCUGCAGCUGCUUGCAGCCCUCAACUACUGCGUGCUGCAGCACGAGAGAUGUGCUGAAACGAUGAAGCAGCAGCUGCUGCAGCAGCUGCUGCAGCUGUUGCUGCAGCUGUUGCUGCCGCUGUUGCUGCAGCGAAAUACAGCAUUUGACGCAAUUCAGCAGCAGCAGCAGCAGCAGCAGCAAGGCUGCAGCAGCAGCAGCAGCAAAAGCUGCGGCGACACCAACCCUGCAGCGGCAGCAGCAGCAGCAGCAGCAGCAGCAAAAAGACAGCAGCAAAUGAACCUUCCAGAGACCCCAGGGGCUUUUCUCCCCACUGUGGACAGCACAGCAGCAGCAGCAGCAACAACAGCAGCAGCAACACCAGCAGCAGCAGCAGCAGCAGCAGCACCCCCCAUCGAUUCACCGCAGCUGGGGGCCUCCCUACCCUCUCUUGUGCCGCUUUCAUAUCCUGCUGCAGCAGAAGCAGCAGCAUGGCCCCUUGGGGGCCCCUCAGGGGGCCCCCAAGGGGCCCCCCCGGGGGGGCCCCCCGGGGGCCCCCCGGGGGGCCCCCCCGAGGGGCCCCCUGACGGGGCCCCCCAGGGGCCCCCGGGGCCCCUGAUGGGGGCCCCCGCCCCCGCUAGCUUGAGCGGUGCUGCAGCAGCAAAUGGGGGCCUCCCAGGUUUUGCUGCUGCUGCUGCAGGAGGGGCCCCAGAGGCCUUUGGGGGCCCCCCUCAGCCCUUCUACCCCGGGGGGCCCCUCCCAAACCCUUUUCAGGGUAUUGGGGGCCCCCUAGACCCAGAACUGUCAAACUAUUUGGCUGCGGGGGCCCCCAUGGGGGCCCCCGGGGGUGGGGGGCCCCUAGGGGGGCCCCCCGUGGGGGCCCCCCUUGGGGGCCCCCUAGGGGCCCCCCUAGGGGCCCCCCUGGGGGGCCCCUUGGGGGCCCCCCUGGGGGCCCCCGGCAGCGCUGCUGGGGGCUUUGCUGUUCCAGACCCUCUCACAACUGGACAGGCCAAAGGACGCGGGAGGGGCCGCCGCGGAGGCCGUGCAAGAGGGCGAAACGUUUACCCAGGAAAGACCCGCUGGCAGGUAGCAGCAGAACGAGCAGCAGCAGCAGCAGCAGCAGCAGCAGCAGCAGCAGAAAAAGCAGCAGCUGAAGGGCUUCCGGGGGCCCCCGCAGGGGCCCCGGGGGCCCCCCCGGGGGCCCCCGGGGCCCCCGGGGGGCCCCUAGGGGCUUUGCUGCAGCAAGGCGGGGGGCCCCUGCGGCGCACCGCCCGCAGCGCCCGUCUGGUGGCUUCGCAGAUUAGAGAAACAGCAAGACAGCUGGGGCAGCAGCAGCAGCAGCAGCAGGCCCCCUUGCUGCCGCUGGCUGUGCCUGCUGCUGCUGCUGAGAAGGCAGCUGCUGCAGCAGCAGCUGCUGCUGCUGCAGCAGCAGCUGCUGCAGCUGCAGCUGCGGGCACGGCACCGGCAGGCAAUGCUGCAGCCCCUGUUGCUGCUGCAGGGGCUCCUGCUGCUGCUGCAGCACUGCUGCCAGCAGCCACAGCAGGGGCUGCAGCUGCUGCUGCUGGUCCAGCUGCUGAGCUAGCGACUGCAGCAGCAACGCCACCUGCUCAGGACGCAGCAGCAGCUGCUGCUCCUGUAGCAGCAGCAGCAGCAGUGCCAGCUGCUCACGCUGCAGCCGCUAGCGAUGGAGGAGCUGCUGCAGUGGAGCCAGCAUUAGCAACUGCAGCAGCAGAUACAGCAGCAGCAGCAGCAGCAGCAGCAACAGAUGCAGCAGGCGGCGCAGCACUGCCUGAGAGCGUUGCAGCAGCAGCAGCGCCAAUGUUUGCAGCAGCAGCAAGUGCUGCUGCCGACGCUGCAGCAGCUGCCACCCCUGCAGCAGCAGCAGAAGAGAGGGGGCCUGAUUUGCAGCCCCAAGCUGCUGCAGCAGCAGUAAUUGAAGCCGCAACAGCAGCAACUGAUGGUGCAGCAGCAGCAACAAAUGGUGUGGCUGCAGCAGUAACAAAUGAUGUCGCAGCGGCAGCAGCAGCAGCAGCUGAUGCUGCGGCUGCUGCUGCAACAAAUGCUGCAGCAGCAACAACCGACGCAGCAGUAGCAGCAGCUGAUACCGGGGCAGCAGCCACUGACGUUGCAGCAGCAGCAGCACCUGUUGCUGCAGCAGUAACCGAUGCAGCAGCAGCAGCAGCAACUGACGCUACAGCAGCAACGGCAACUGACGCUGCAGCAGCAACCGACGCUGCAGCGGCAGCAGCAACUGCUGCUGUAGCAGCGGUUGACGCAGCAGCAGUAGCAGCAACUGACGCAGCAGGAGCAGCAGCAGCAACUGAUGCUGCAGGAGCAGCAGCAGGUGCUGCAGCCGCAGCAAUCGAUGCUGCAGCAGAAGUAACGAGCGCAGCAUCAGCAACUCUUGCUGCCAGCAAUGAAGCAGCAAAGCCAUAG